UUGUCGAAUAGUCUCAUGGUUUUACCAAAAAAUAUAUCUCGUCUACCAAUUAUGAUGGAGUAUUUUAUCGAUCAAGAAAAAUACUUUUAUUUAAUUUUGUUGCACAGCUACGCAGUUAUAUGCAUCGGAGUAGUUGCGCUAUUAGCAACAGGAACAAUGCUUCUUACGUAUCUUCAGUAUGUCUGUGGAAUGUUUAAAAUUGCUAGCUAUCGUAUCGAGCAUGCAAUAAACAUCAAUAUUCGACAAAAUAUUACGCAGAAAACUAAGAUUCUGAUGAGCGAAGGCAUAAUUUGUGCUGUUGAUAUUCACCGACGAGCUAUGAAACUGACCAAACAUUUGAUGUCUAUAAUCGAGGUAGUGAUGUUUUGUUUAAUAAUAUUUGGCGUAGCUUGCUUAGCCCUAAAUUUGUUUCAAGUAAGUUUUCUGUUUCGUAUUGUAAUAUAUGAAAAUGCAUACAAAUACUGCUCCGAAAUUAUAAGUAUUAACAUUAUUGUUCAGUAA
Messenger RNA from Trachymyrmex cornetzi, 501 nucleotides. RefSeq lists its product as uncharacterized. The record is from RefSeq and is a predicted model, not a curated record. Gene Ontology annotation, cellular component: membrane. The transcript is spliced from 3 exons. NCBI's taxonomy places the organism in Eukaryota, Metazoa, Arthropoda, Insecta, Hymenoptera, Formicidae. Gene Ontology annotation, molecular function: odorant binding; olfactory receptor activity. Bases 16 to 501 code for a protein of 161 amino acids. Gene Ontology annotation, biological process: sensory perception of smell.